AUGCUGUCAAUUAUAAGUUUCGUCUUUUUUUUUCUUUCUCGUACGCAUUUCUUCUUUAAUGCAUUCUAUCUAUCUAUCUAUCUAUCUAUCUAUCUAUCUAUCUAUCUAUCUAUCUAUCUCAUUCGGUGGGUCCAUUUUCUAUCUAUCUAUCUAUCUAUCUAUCUAUCUAUCUAUCUAUCUAUCUAUCUAUCUAUGUCAUUCUGUUCAUAUCUAUCUAUCUAUCUAUCUAUCUAUCUAUCUAUCUAUCUAUCUGUUUGCUUUUUAUGUAAUAUUGGAGUUGAUAUCUAUCUAUCUAUCUAUCUAUCUAUCUAUCUAUCUAUCUAUCUAUCUAUCUAUUUUUUAAAAGAGAGAGAGAGAGAGAGAGAGAGAGAGAGAGAGAGAGAGAGAGAAAGAGAUCGAAAACUAUCCAUCUAUCUCAAUCUGUUCAUCUCUCUCUCUCUAUCUAUUCUGACCUACUCCUUUCUUUUCGCUUUCCUCUACUAG
This is a messenger RNA of Acanthosepion pharaonis, 483 nucleotides long. Lineage: Eukaryota; Metazoa; Mollusca; Cephalopoda; Sepiida; Sepiidae. The record is from the annotation of a GenBank genome assembly.